Lepus europaeus (European hare) is the source of this 10446-nucleotide messenger RNA. It is a transcript of the gene PTPN14, whose product is annotated as protein tyrosine phosphatase non-receptor type 14. Lineage: Eukaryota; Metazoa; Chordata; Mammalia; Lagomorpha; Leporidae. Gene Ontology annotation, biological process: protein dephosphorylation; lymphangiogenesis. The transcript has 19 exons. The record is from RefSeq and is a predicted model, not a curated record. Gene Ontology annotation, cellular component: cytoskeleton. The coding region runs from base 371 to 3913 and encodes 1180 amino acids. Gene Ontology annotation, molecular function: protein tyrosine phosphatase activity.
UUGGGCUCCUCUCCGCCCUCCCGGCUGCGCCCCCGCGCCGACUCUCGCGCCCGGAGCGCAGCGGAAACCUCCCUCCCCUUUCGCCUCCUGCGACUGCUUCCCUCCGCCUCCUCUGCCCGCCACUGGAAUCAAUUCCGUGGGGGGAAUCGGGGCUCCGGCGCCGGGGAGGCAACCGUGGGCGCGGGUCUGCGGGCCGCCGCGGGGCCAUGUAAGCAGCUGUCUUCCAGAGGGCCACGCCGGGCAUGGACACCUUCUUCCCAACCUGGAGGAGCACGGGCGGUAGUGUGAUCACCCCACCACAAACCUGCUAAGGCCAUCUCAGGGGCGCGUGGGCCAGGAUAGGAGGGUGGCCUCCGAGGGCCACAGAGCCAUGCCUUUCGGCCUGAAGCUCCGCCGGACUCGGCGCUACAAUGUCCUGAGCAAGAACUGCUUUGUCACCCGGAUCCGCCUGCUGGACAGCAACGUUAUCGAGUGCACACUGUCAGUGGAAAGCACAGGGCAGGAGUGCCUGGAGGCCGUGGCCCAGAGACUGGAGUUGCGGGAGACGCAUUACUUCGGCCUUUGGUUUCUCAGCAAGAGCCAGCAAGCACGAUGGGUGGAGCUGGAGAAACCCCUGAAGAAACAUCUGGACAAAUGUGCUAAUGAGCCUCUGCUUUUCUUCGGAGUCAUGUUCUAUGUGCCAAAUGUGUCAUGGCUUCAGCAAGAGGCCACAAGAUAUCAGUAUUACCUGCAAGUCAAAAAGGACGUGCUUGAAGGGCGCCUGCGGUGUACGUUGGAGCAGGUGAUCCGGCUGGCCGGCUUAGCCGUGCAAGCUGAUUUUGGAGACUAUCAUCAAUUUGAUUCUCAAGAUUUCCUCAGAGAGUAUGUGCUGUUUCCUAUGGAUUUGGCCCUGGAAGAGGCUGUUCUGGAGGAGCUCACCCAGAAGGUGGCCCAGGAGCACAAAGCCCACAGUGGAAUCCUGCCAGCAGAAGCGGAGCUUAUGUACAUCAAUGAAGUGGAACGUUUGGACGGCUUUGGACAGGAAAUCUUCCCUGUGAAGGACAAUCAAGGAAACAGUAUGCACCUGGGCAUUUUCUUCAUGGGCAUUUUCGUGAGAAACAGAAUUGGAAGACAAGCAGUCAUACACAGGUGGAACGAUAUUGGGAAUAUCACUCAUAACAAGUCGACUAUUAUAGUGGAGCUCAUCAACAAAGAGGAGACAGUGCUGUUUCACACGGAUGAUAUCGAAAAUGCCAAGUAUAUUUCCAGGUUGUUUGGUACACGGCACAAGUUUUAUAAACAAAACAAGAUCUGCACUGAGCAAUCAAAUUCUCCACCUCCUAUCAGACGCCAGCCCACCUGGAGCAGGUCCUCCCUGCCCAGGCAGCAGCCGUACAUCCUGCCUCCCAUGCAUGUCCAGUGUGGCGAGCACUAUUCGGAAACACACACCUCACAAGACAGCAUCUUUCAUGGGAAUGAAGAAGCCUUGUAUUGCAACUCUCACAACAGCCUGGACUUAAAUUAUUUAAAUGGCACCGUCACCAAUGGCAGCGUGUGUAGCGUUCACAGCAUCAACUCUCUCAACUGCUCCCAGAGUUUCAUCCAGGCUUCACCCGUCUCCUCCAACCUCAGCAUCCCUGGGAGUGACAUCAUGCGAGCUGACUACAUCCCCAGCCACCGGCACAGCGCCAUCAUUGUGCCGUCUUACAGGCCCACCCCCGAUUACGAGACAGUCAUGCGGCAGAUGAAGAGGGGCAUCAUGCACGCGGACAGCCAGAGCCAGUCUCUGCGCAACCUCAACAUCAUCAACACCCACGCCUACAACCAGCAGGAGGACCUGGUGUACAGCCAACCCGAGAUGCGGGAGAGACACCCCUACACCAUCCCAUAUGCGCUGCAGGGGGGUUAUGGAAACAAACUCCUGGGUCCUAGUGACCCAGUGACCCCAAAGAGCAAGGCGGUGCCCAGCAAGCCAGGGGCCAGCGCCAUCUCACACACAGUGAGCACCCCAGAGCUGGCCAACAUGCAGCUCCAAGGCAGCCACAACUACAGUGCAGCCCACAUGCUCAAGAACUACCACUUCCGGCCGCCGCCCCCCUAUCCUCGCCCCCGACCCGCCACCAGCACCCCGGACCUGGCCAGCCAUCGCCACAAGUAUGUCAGUGGCAGCAGCCCGGACCUGGUGACCCGGAAGGUGCAGCUGUCGGUGAAGACCUUCCAGGAGGACAGCUCGCCGGUGGUACAUCAGUCCCUGCAGGAGGUGAGCGAGCCCCUCACCUCCACCAAGCACCACGGCGCGGUGAACAAGCGCCACAGCCUGGAGGUGAUGAACUGCAUGGUGCGCGGCAUGGAAGCCAUGACACUCAAGUCGCUGCACAUCCCCCUGGCCCGCCGCAACACCUUCCGCGAGCAGGGCCCGCCCGAGGAGCCCCCGCAGCUGCCCCAGUACCAGCACAAGAAGACACUCUCUGACGCCACCAUGCUGAUCCACAGCAGUGAGAGUGAGGAGGAGGAGGAGGCGCCCGAGCCCGUGGCGCAGAUCCCCACGCUCCGUGAGAAGAUGGAGUACAGCGCGCAGCUGCAGGCCGCCUUGGCCCGCAUCCCCAACAAGCCCCCGCCCGAGUACCCCGGGCCAAGGAAGAGCGUGAGCAACGGAGCGCUGAGGCCAGAGCCGGGCAGCCUCCCUCCGGCCGUCACCAGGGCCAGGCUGCUGAGACACGGGCCCGCCAAGGCCCUCAGCGUCUCCCGUGCCGACCAGCCCGCCGCAGCCGGGGCCUCUCUGGGCCCGUCCAUCUCCGAACCCGACCUGACCAGCGUGAAGGAGCGGGCCCGGAAGGAGCCUGUGAAGGAGAGACCUGUGUCCGAGAUGUUCUCCCUGGAGGACAGCAUUAUAGAAAGAGAGAUGAUGAUCAGGAAUCUAGAAAAGCAGAAGAGAGCAGGCCUGGAAGUGCAGAAGAGGCCGCUGAUGUUGGCCGCCUUGAAUGGACUCUCGGUCGCUCGCGUCUCGGGUCGGGAAGAGAGCCGAGCUGAUGGCACGCGCGUUCCCAUGGACGAGCGGUUCAGAACCCUAAAGAAGAAGCUGGAAGAGGGCAUGGUGUUCACAGAAUACGAGCAGAUUCCAAAGAAGAAAGCCAACGGCGUGUUCAGCACGGCCACCCUCCCGGAGAACGCCGAGCGCAGCCGCAUCCGCGAAGUUGUACCCUACGAGGAGAACCGCGUAGAGCUGAUACCCACCAAAGAAAACAACACCGGUUACAUUAAUGCCUCCCAUAUCAAGGUGGUGAUUGGCGGGGCACAAUGGCACUACCUCGCCACUCAGGGGCCCCUGCCUCACACGUGCCACGAUUUCUGGCAGAUGGUGUGGGAGCAGGGCGUGAAUGUGAUCGCCAUGGUCACCGCAGAAGAGGAGGGUGGACGAACAAAGAGCCACCGAUACUGGCCCAAACUGGGUUCCAAGCACAGCUCAGCCACCUAUGGCAAGUUCAAGGUCACCACGAAGUUCCGGACAGAUUCUGGUUGCUAUGCAACCACAGGCUUGAAGGUCAAGCACCUUUUGUCUGGGCAGGAAAGGACAGUGUGGCAUCUGCAGUACACUGACUGGCCAGAUCACGGCUGCCCAGAGGAUGUCCAAGGAUUUUUGUCUUACUUGGAGGAGAUACAGUCGGUCCGUCGCCAUACCAACAGCAUGCUGGAAGGCACCAAGAACCGGCACCCACCCAUUGUUGUCCACUGCAGUGCCGGGGUGGGGAGGACCGGCGUGGUCAUUCUCUCGGAACUGAUGAUCUACUGCCUGGAGCACAAUGAAAAGGUGGAAGUCCCCAUGAUGCUGAGGCUCCUCAGAGAACAAAGGAUGUUCAUGAUCCAGACCCUCGCUCAGUACCAGUUCGUCUACCAGGUCCUCAUCCAGUUCCUACAAAACUCCAGACUCAUUUAAUCUCCCCAGUCCAGCUGUGGAGGAGGGACCCAGCUGCUGCGAGCCGGUGCAGUCGCCUCCAGACAACGUCUGUUCCCCAGCUGGGGACAGAUGGCUGGCCACGGGCGCCUUGAAGCAGGAGCCCAGAGUAUUUACAAGCAUCAUGUAUUAUUUUAUAUGAGAUAAUUUAUUUUUUUCCCUCCUUUGGAAUAACUUUUGUGAAUUAUGAUAAUGCAAUUUUCACAGUAAUAUAGUACUUGUCAUUUAGACCACAUGUUUGACUGAUCUGCAUUGUAAUCAGGUAGAGGGGAAGGUGGCUCAGUGGUGGAUCUGGGCUUGGAGGCAGAAGGGAGUGUGUCUCUAGUGAAGCGGCAGCCAGGUUUGUGAUGCGCCACACAAACCACCAGCUUAAUGCUCGGGUCCAGAACGUAGACAGCAAGAAGAUGAGCUCAUCCUGGAAUGUAACGGAAAGGGCCAAGGUGUUUUCCUGAAGGAGCAAAUACCCAACAACCUGCUCUCUAUUUUGGGGUUCGUGUGCCUUGGUGGACAGUCGAUUUCCUCCCUUCUUCGUUCCUGCCCUCAUUCUCAGUAAUCCCUCUUCUUGCCCCCUCCCCACCCCUUCCCUCAAGUUUGCAUUACAGAUGGGGACACCUGGAGAAAAUGCUUCCGUGCCGUGCGGCAGUGGCCUACGCAUCUCUGGGCUGCAUAAGGAGCUCGUGCCGUAUCUUUCUUGACCACCCCUCAUUCUGGGCUCCAGAGCCCCCUCAUUCUGGGCUCCAGAGCCUGUUUCCCUGCCAGGGCUGGGCCCUGGGUGCUUGCUGCUUGCUUCUCUGUUUGCUCAGGAAGCCCUUGCCUCAUGGCCUUGGGCCCUGGGCCAGGCCCUGUGUGCAUUUGGGCCUCUCACCUGAUUGGGAGAGGGUAACGGCCCCAGCUUGGAAAGAGAAUGGCGUCAGCAGGGCCUCGGUACUGUGUGUUAUUGGACCAUGAUGUGUGUGCUGGGUGGGGCCCUCAGGUAGAGGACGUGGGUGUGUUCUUCCAGUUGCUAAGUCAUUGAGAGGGUUAUAAAGGAAACAGCUGGGGAAGCUGAUGGAUGGGAACUGUCGGGCAGCAGGGACCCUGGCCAAGAGCCAAAGUGUGACUGUACCAGGCUUUGGCCUACAAGAGCAGAAUCGGUGCUACUUGGACUCCAAAGCCCAAAUCUUGACACACAAGAGGAAAGGUGGUAGAAUUUCUUUCUCUGUCACAGAAUCCUUCGCUGUUUUCCUUCUCACCCACUCACUGGCCAGCUAUGGUGUUAACUGCUCUGAAUCGGAAGUGCAUUUCCUAGUUUCUGCCUUGUGACUUCAUUGGUCAGUGUCCCGAAUUGCUUAGGUGACACAGCUCAGUCAGUCAUGUUCCACACAUUUGGGGAAUUUGCUUUGUACAUCUAGUUUUUUUCCAUAAUUGCCAGAGCUGGGUUGAUCAGGAGCCAGGAGCUUCUUCCAGGUUUUCCAUGUGGGUACAGGGGCCCAAGGACUUGGGCCAUCUUCCACUGCUUUCCCAGGCCAUAGCAGACAGCUGAAUCAGCGUCCAUAUGGGAUGCUAGCACCGCAGGUGGUGGCUUUACCCACUGUGCCACAGCACCAGUCCCAUGUUUGUUUUUGUUUUUUUAAACAGGCCUUCUAAACUGGUUUUAUUCUUAGGGUUCAGUGUUCCACAAGCCUUCCUCCAUUGCUGCCUUUCUCCCCUGAGCUGAAACACAAAGCAAGCAUGAUGUCAGUUCCACCAGAAGGAGCACACCUGUGUGACCUCCUGUCGCCUCAGACCAGCAGGUUCCUCAUUAAUUCCUUUGAAAUAUGAAGCAGUCGGUUUUACAUCCAGCCAGGUGUUGUGGUUGUAUUUAGAAUAUUUAGGGAGUGAGAGCUGCUUCUUUCUCUUCUUCAAGGUCUGAAGAAUCAGUCAUGGAGUAGAAUUUCAACUAUUUUGUAGGUGCUGGAAAUUCAGUGGAUGUUCUGAAAAGCCAUUAGUUUCAGAUUAUUUUUCUUACUUUUUUUUUUUUUUUUUUUAAUUUGAGAGGCAGGAAGAGACACAGAGAGCUCCCAGCCACUGGUUUACUUCCCCAAAUGCCUGCAACAGUCUGGACCUGGGUCAAGCCAAAACGAGGAGCCAGGAAUUCAAUCCAGGCUCCCAUGUGCGUGGCAGGAACUGAGUCACUUGGGCCAUCAUUACUGCUUCCUUGGAUCUGCAGUCGCAGGAGCAUGGGUUCAGGAGCCAGAGCCUGCUAUCAAGCACAGGUGCUCUGCCGUGGCGGGCAGGCCUCUCAGCUGCGAGGCUUAAACACCCACUCCCCAUGUAUUUCCAGUGGAACCACACUUAGAACCCUUACUGUGAGCAGCCUGUGCACAGGGAAUCCUUUUCAUUUUUGUUUUCUUUUUUGGGGCACUCUUCUCAUUUCAGAUAUGAUCUCAGUUCUUGGAUUAUUGUAUAAUAAAGGAUGUGCCCCCCACAUGGACGCUGCUAAAGUGUCUCCUGUGAGCAGCGUGUACAUCUGGUGUCUCUUUGACCUCAUCACCCAUGGGCUUCCUUUAAACCUGCCUACUGCCCCCCCCCCCUUAUGCUACUGGAAUAUUUGUUAAUGCACAAAAUGAAGGUGGAGUGGGUUUAAUAUCCAACUGCCUAGCUAAGGUUUAUAUAGAAACCAAAAGGAAAGCAGCUAAGAGUGAUCCCAAAUAGUUCGUUUUUAAGAACAAAUGCUUGCUUUUUUGCACUUCUUUUCACAUCUCUAGUAAAUGCCAGCACAUCUCCUGUUAUAUUAGCAGCAGCCAUUUCUGUGGCAUCUGCAUAAUAAUUGCCCAGAGAUGCUUUAUAUCUGGGAAGCAGGCCAAGGAAUAAACCUUGAAGCAAAGUGUAUUAAAUUAGUUAUCUGGUUAGAGCUUUUGGAAUGAUUUCCUGAUGAUGUAUCAAGGCGGAAGCUAGAACUGUCAGGGCCUAUUGCUGCAGUGUGGAUGUGAAGGGAGAAAAUUAAAAAUAGAGGCAAGAAAUGAGACCAUCUCACAAGAAAGCCAGUCAGCAUUUUCAGGCCCCUGGUUCUGAAGUUUUCCUGUUGAAAUAUUUCGUUUCUUUCAUACUUACUCAAUUUGGAUCUACUGACCUGAAGGGUUCGUCCUUGUUCACUGGGGGUUCCGGGGUCUGAAUUUGAUGUCUCCAUCCUCGAGAUAGUUCACUGGUGAAGCUGAGGCUCCUUUGGCUGAGCUUUUUUAGGUUUCAUAUGAGUUCUAGAGAGAGACCACGCUGUACUGAGAAUCUCUGGUAGCCCUUACAUUUCUAUUAGGGUACUCCAAAGUGUUCAUGAGAAAAAUGUAGUUAAAAGAUGUUUAUGGUGGCACAGAACACUCUGAAGUCUCUGCAUAAUUUUUCAGAAUAUGCAUUUUCCAUGAACUUUUUGAAAACCACUUGUAAAAGCUCUUUUUCUGAAUAGUAAAUAAAGGAGGAUUUAGGGACAGGCAUUUGGCCUACCAGUUAGAAUGCCCACAUCCCAGAGUACUUGAGUUUGAGUCCCAGCUCUAGGUUCCUGCUAAUGUACAGCGUGUGCCCUGGGAGGCAGCAGGUGACAGCUUAAGUAGUAAGGUCCUUGACACUCACAUGGAAGAGCCAGUUUGGGCUCACUGUUCCUGGCUUUGGCCUGGCCCAGGCCCAGCAGUUGUGGGCAUUUGAGGGAUGAACCAGCAAAUGAGAGCUCUUGUCUGCCUGUUCAUGUGUCCUGCUUAGCUCUCAGAUAAACAGAAAUUACAGGAAGAUUGAGCCGCACUGGGGGAGGAUGCUGAACACUGAUUUCCUUAUAUGAGAGCAAAAACAAAUGAGUUUCUACUCAGUUGCAAGUACCAAGUAGAUAAGGGAAAAUGAACACAUUUCCACAUGGAUUAUUUUGAGUAGUAAACUUUAAGGGAGCUUCAAAUAAGAGAAAUCUAUUUCUGUACUUUCUGUGUUUUUAGACCAAAAAGAAAAGGUAGUUUGUAAAUUACAAUGAAAUUUUCAUUGUUUGCCCAAGAGUCCCUUGGCUGUAUCUCACCCCUCCUCCAUCAGCCUGGCCAGAGAAUCUUGGUAGACUCUGCUGGAGGAGUUCCUGUGAGAUCUGACCAGCGUGCCUACUCACUUUUUUUUUUUAAAGUAAGAUUUAUUUAUUUGAGAGGCAGAGUCACAGAGAGGGGGAGAGAGAAGGGCCUUCCACUUGCUGGUUCACUCCCUAAAUGGCAGCAAUGGCCAGAGCUGAGCCUAUUCGGAGCCAGGAGCUUUUUCCAGGUCUCCCAUGCAGGUGCAAGGGCUUGAGCACUUGGGCCAUCCUCUACUGCACCCUCAUGUUAACUUCUGGUUGAUGCAGAGCUAGGUGGGUGUCAGGGGUGAGGAUGCGCGGUUUCUGAUCAUUGCCCGAGUCUGCUGCUGAAGAGCCCAUCCCCUCUCACCCGUGGUGGGUGGCCCUUGAUUUUCUUCACAGCCUCAGUAGCAGCGGGAUGCUUUCACCCAUGUGGCUCCCAGAAUCAGCAGUCACAGGUCUGGUGUACCCCUCCUCCUCUCACCUGCAAUUUCAGGGGAGCUGCAGAGCUUACUCCUUUACAGCAAGGCAUGUUUACGAUGGGGGGCCGUGAGCACAGUGGCGGAGUGUGCCUGGUCUGGGUGAGUGGAUGGGUGGGAGUGUCUUGCAUCUCCAGGCUGCAUUCCCAGGGCACCUCAGUGACUUAGGGCUCUACCCCCCUUUCGUGUUUUCUCAUUUGCUUUAUGGAUCAAUAGGAGAGCAGCCCUACAAGAAUUAAGCCUAGUCCUAGAGACUGAUUGUCUUAAACUUCUCCCAAACGUAUAAUUAGGGAACUUCAUUUUUAACCUCAUGAAGCCUCAAGGCCUAAGAUCUGGCAAGUGAAAAUAACUGGAAAACUCAGCACCCAGGAAUCCCCCUUCCCUCCCUUUUGCUUCCUUGGUCAUAGAAACCAUCACUCAGUGCCAGAAGAAAUGAAAAGUCCUGUUUGAAGCAGCUGCAGUAGUACUUAGAUUUAUUUCAAGGUUAACUUAUGUAGGUUCAGGGUGGCUACCUUUAGCAUUGCAGUGUGCCAUCAGACAGAUUGGUUUCUAGCUUCUCCCUUUUGGGUCACUUUCAGCCUCAUGGCUUCUCUACACACAGGUUGCCCAGAACACUGACAAGUUGUGAUGGCUUUGCAGAUACCUGGGGCCCGCAGGAGACGCGCCGGUCACCCAGUGUGUCUGUUCGUGAUCCCUUUCUUUCCCAGCUGCUGCUUCUAGGCAAACAGCUGCCUUCUCAUCAGACAGAAUUUGAGAGAAGGAAGCUGGGAAUAUGGGAUUGGGAUCUUCUUUGUGCCUUGGGGUGGAACCUUUCGCUAAAAUCUCAGGAAUGCUGCUGUGAGUUCAGUGAGGGUGGCUCUCUGAGCAGGGGCACCUGGCGCACUCUGCCUCUCUCAGGGGCCUCUUCUACCGCGGUGUUAGCUGAUAAAUACCCUCAGCACUGGACUGAGAGCUGGAACUCAAAGCCGCCUCUUUAUCAGCUUGAAUGUUGUAAAAUUCUAUUCCAAUUUCUUGUCAACUUUCUUGCCAUUACUUGGACCUCUCAGACAUCCAUCAGCCUUAUCCUUUCAGACAGGAGGUUGCUCUUCAUUAGAGAUGACUUCCUGUGUAUGUCCUCUGAUGCUUCAACAGUCCACUCACCUGCUUGGGGAUACUUCCACAGAAAAAGAGGUUUACAUAUGCAGAUGACUAUUCAAUGUAUAACCUAUGUACCUGGUGUUACAUCAGUAACAUCCAUCUAGUUUGUUUCACUGGACUCUUGUGCUACAGUAUUUUGAUGCUUUCCUUGGUCUGCGCUUUUGUAAGAUGUUGUGAAUUUUGCUUUCAUUUAAAACAACUGACAUUCAGUAGGUUCAAAUGAUGUACAGACAAGUCUCCAACUUAGAAAGCAGGUAUUUUUUCCUUAAGAUACUUGGGUCAUCCUACAGAAGCCUCCUGACUUCCAGCACAGCUAAAGUGUGGGGCUGUGUUGGCUUUCAUGGGCAGCCCUGAAAGAGUAACCUGCACCUGUUAUGUUGUUGCUGUAAGAAGUGCAUUCCAGAAUGGGAGUUAGGAUCCUCAUGGUGGCCACUUAAUACCUUGCAAGAUGGAAACCUGGUCUCUUUACUACCAAACUGUAUACAGUUUUAGUGGCAGGAGAGGGCCUGAGAAGUUUUAAGAACAUUCCCUACCUUGGGGAGUGAUUCUACCAAUAGCCACGGCCACCCUACUUUGGUAUAGGCUCCCUAUCCAUUUAAUGUUAAAAGCCUUAAAUAAAACUAUGCAUGCUAUUCUAUGUGCUAUUUUAUAUCAGUAAAUAAGCUUAUGCUUGCCAGUUUUAUACAUAACUAAGAGAUGUAUAAAACUGACUUUGACAGUAUUUUUUGCACUGUUUCUGUUUUUAUAAAGUCAUAUUUAGAUGUUGGUUCUAGUCAAUGUUCUCACUGUUAAUGCUGUAAGAUGUUUCAUAUGUGCCUUUACAAAUGUGAGAUCUUUAUUCUAACCUUUUUUUUGUAAAAGAUAUCUAU